GUUGAGUCGAGUCGAGUUGAGAGGAUACCGUCGAGUUGGGGCGUCGUCUCCUGCCGUCGCCACCGUCGAGCCGGACGUCAACUAGACAGGGAGAGUGCCCAACGUUGUUCGACGGACCACCGCCUUUCCCGUCCACUUUACUAUUGCUAUUUUGUAUUUCGUGUGUGCUUUCACCCCACGUCCCACUCCGUUUGAUUAUUUAUUUAAAUAAUAAUAAUAAUAAUUUAUAUUAUUGUUAUUACUGUUAUUAGUUUAAAUAAUAAUAAUAACAAAUCAGUCGUCUUGAGCGCGGUGGUAUUUUUAUUUCUAUUUUUCUCCUAACCUGCUUCUGUAAAUCCAUCGGGGCCGCAGUGAGAUUUAAGCGGGGCUGAAGAAAUAAAAGCUCGCGAAGAUGUACGAUGUCGUGUGUAAGAAAAAGCGGUGAUUGGAGUGACAAUUUAAAUUUUAUAGAAGAAAAAAAACUUGUAAAGAAAAGUGAUUUUAAAUUAUUAAUAUGGGGAAAAUUUAUAAAAAAUUUAACGAGAAGAGCUGCGAUGAUAACAACAGUCUAUCAUUCAAAAGUUGUCACUGGCAACGUCAGUUAUCUAUUACAACCGCAACAACUACUACCACUCAUUACAACUGCUGAUGAUCGCAGCGUUGUUGUUGUUAUUAUUGUCAUUAUUAAUAUUAUUAUUACUACUGGUAUAACAAUAAUAAUAACCGGAGCUCUGAUACUCGCCAGAGUUUUAGCUGUAACUGUACUUGUAAUCAGUAGUGUCUUGACAGCCGUCGGUGGUGUUUCAAUAAAUACUGUCAACUACAUCACUGCUAACCGCCAGGUUAAAACACCCAGUUUAAACGCGGCCUCAAUUCCACGGUAAUGCCAGCCCGGAAAAAUCAACUCAACUGGGUUAUUGUUACGGCUGGAGACGAGUCGAGUGGCCGCGGGACUUGGUGAGACGCACAACCGUCUACCUUUCAACGUUACGUCGGAGCUUAUCUGCGACGAGGACGAGGUUGAGGGCUACACAAGUGUCGCCAGCCAGUUUGUAAUAACCUACCACAAUGGAUUGUGCAUUUUUUAAGCACAUACGAUGGCCGAUUCACGCGGCUUCAAGCCAAUAAAUUUGUGGAGCGGUGACCCGGACUCGGAGUGUCUUUACGAGGAGAUAUCUGGUCUCUCGUCAUCGGUGGACCCAGAGCGUCGCAGCGUAGGAUCCGGGACCAGCGAGCGGAGCAGCCGGUCGAGGCGCAAAGCGAGCAGUCAGGAGACUCUCCAGCGAGCAGCAAGUGUAGGCAGACGCGUGUAUCACCAACAGGAGCAGGCCCAGGCGGUUUUGAUUCCCGAUAAAUCGGUUCCCCAGCCGCAAGUGCGUCACAAUACUCUUCCCGCUAAUUAUCAGCACCAGCAUCAACAGAUUCAGCACCACCAAUUGCAGCAGCUGCAUCAACAGCAUUUGCAUCAGCAGCCGUACUCAGGAACAACCCAAUCAGCGGUACACAAUUUCCGGGAUCAAUUCGGGAGUGGAAACACCGCCGGCAGGGUGGAGGAGCAAUAUGCCACACGAGGAUUCUAUGGGGAGUCUCUACACGGCGCCCCAUUCGAGGCUUCUGCCUCAUUCAAGCUGACGAGGGGACGCACCGCUGCCCACUAUCAUCACUAUCAUCAUUACACCAGCAGUCUGCGGCGUCCUGGCGCUAGACCCGCACCUAGAUACCACUUUCCACGCGGUGUAUUCAGUGAUGAGACGCAGGAAGAAAUACAAGAGGACGAUGAAGCUACUCUCAGAGAGUUGCUCGUAAGUCUGCAGAAACAGGUCAGCGUGAUGAGUAUGAACUUGAGUGCCAAGCUGGACGAGCUUCAGCAGCGGGGUGACCGUCAGCUCGAGACGACGGUGGCUCUUUGUGAGAUUCGUACUCAGCUACAGGAGCUCACCAAGAGCGUCGAGUCCUGUCAGAGCGAGGUCAGCGAGGUCAAACGGGACAUGGUCGCGAUAAAGAAUAUUGUUCUUGUCACGCGCUGCCUGCAGCACGAACUGGACACGGUGCAGCAAGUCAAGGAGGAAAUUGAGGAAUUACGGGAGUACGUGGACCGACUUGAGGAGCAUUCACAUCGACGGAAACUCAGGCUUUUGGAACAGGGAUUAACAUUUUUCCUGGCGUACGCGAUAUUCGCAGCGGUGUUUGGAAUGCUUCAGUUCGGAUACAACACUGGAGUAAUAAAUGCACCUCAAGGGAAUAUUGCCAACUUCAUGAAAGAUGUCUACAAAGACAGGUACGGCGAAGAUAUGCCUGAUUAUUAUGUUAAAAAUUUGUACUCGGUAGCAGUGAGCAUAUUUGCAAUUGGGGGGAUGAUCGGUGGGUUCAGCGGCGGAAUUAUUGCUAACAGAUUUGGAAGAAAAGGGGGACUGCUACUAAACAAUGUACUAGGAAUAGUAGGAGCAUGUUUAAUGGGUUUCACAAAAGCAGCUCAUUCAUACGAGAUGUUAUUCUUGGGACGUCUUAUAAUCGGUAUUAACUGCGGACUGAACACGUCAUUAGUUCCCAUGUACAUAUCGGAAAUAGCCCCGCUGAAUUUACGAGGUGGGCUGGGAACUGUUAAUCAGCUGGCUGUUACUAUCGGCCUCUUAAUUUCCCAAGUACUGGGUAUUGAACAAAUUCUGGGCACUAAUGAUCGCUGGCCCGUUCUACUGGGCUUAGCUGUCAUACCGCCUAUUGCACAACUUCUGUUACUGCCAAUCUGUCCAGAAUCUCCAAGGUAUUUGCUCAUCACCAAGCAGUGGGAAGAGGAAGCACGUCGCGCACUGAGAAAACUCCGAGCUAGCAAUCAAGUCGAAGAAGAUAUUGAAGAAAUGAGAGCUGAGGAGCGAGCUCAACAGGCUGAGUCGACUAUUUCGAUGGGCGAGCUUAUAUGCAGUCCAACUUUAAGAGCUCCCCUCGUUAUUGGUGUAGUCAUGCAACUAUCACAGCAACUUUCGGGUAUCAAUGCAGUCUUUUAUUACUCGACAAUACUGUUCCGAAGUGCUGGAUUGUCUGACGAAAGUGCCAAGUUCGCAACAAUCGGUAUAGGCGCUAUUAUGGUUGGUAUGACGUUAGUAUCCAUACCGUUAAUGGAUCGCACUGGUAGACGAACGCUACAUCUAUAUGGUCUCGGUGGAAUGUUUAUAUUUUCCAUAUUCAUCACCAUUUCGUUCCUUAUAAAGGAGUUUUUCAAUUACGUACAGGAAAUGAUCGGGUGGAUGUCUUAUCUAUCAGUGGUAUCGACAUUAAGUUUCGUAGUAUUCUUCGCCGUGGGACCGGGUUCGAUACCGUGGAUGAUCACCGCCGAGUUAUUUUCUCAAGGUCCUCGUCCGGCUGCCAUGUCAAUUGCUGUCCUCGUUAAUUGGAUGGCUAAUUUUGUCGUCGGAAUCGGUUUUCCAAGCAUGAUGACCUGUCUCGAUAAUUAUACAUUCCUACCGUUCAGUGCAUUCCUGGCUGUUUUCUGGAUCUUUACGUACAAAAAGGUCCCGGAAACUAAAAACAAGACCUUCGAAGAAAUAUUGGCUCUCUUUAGGCACAACCACGACAGGAGCAGCUUGCGGGACAGCCGACUUUAUGGGAGCAUGCUAAACAGUACGAAUGCGUUAGAGGGACACAUACCGCCAGCCGAGAGUGCAGCCCUGAUGGUGGCCGAGGAGAAGCCACAUCCUGACUCAUUUGUGUUUGCAGCUGGAUCAGAACGCUCUUCCAUCGCUCCCGCUCAACCGGAGAGGGCACCGCCCCCGCUUCCCCCGCCACGCUUUCCGAACAGCGGUGUCUGACAAUGGGAAACUCCUCUUAAUAUUGGGAACUUUAUGAUAAUUAACACACCAAUACCGCUGCUAUUGAGUACAAAUAGUCUCACUUUGGAGAACCAUCUGUACGAAUUGAUAACAGAACGCAGUAAAGCUUGCGCCGCAUUCUUGAGAAAUAGUUUAAGGCGCGCCGCUUCAAACGCUAACACAAUACAAUGGAAUAUUAAUGUCGAGUCGGGUUUAAUUAACACCAGCCAUCAGUCACAUUUAUCUAGACCCUAAACUAAUUCACUGUUAAUAACAAAUAGUAGUUAAUACUUAAUAAUUAAUAAUUAACAUUAAUCACUAUUGUUAGUGAAAAACUAAAUUUAAUUUUCAAAAUUAAAUUUUCCCGAUUAAUCUUUCGAUUUUCGACUGCUGUCUCCAAAAGUGUUCAACUCACGACAACCCUCGUCACAUCUAAUUACGAUGCGAUCAUAAAUUUAAAAAUCACGGACUAUGGUAUGAAAAAUUAAUUCUACUGUCUAUCAUGCCUAUUUAUCAUUAAGAGUGCAAGUUAAUUAUUUUAAUAAAUAAAGACUUCGAGUUUGUGCGACAAAUUUUAUUAAUUAAUUAAUUAAGAUUUAAAUAAUUCAAUUUUACUUAAUUCAUUUGAGUUGUGGGUGUAACGGAAGGUUUUUCAGUCCUCUGAAUAAUUAAUCAUUAAUCUGAGAUUUUAAAACCCGGAAAAAAAAUAAUUUUAUUGGCAAACCUUCCAUUAUAUGUACAUACUUGUGUAUAUAAUUGUAAUUUAAGUUUCCGUUGAUUUAAUUCGUUUUAUCUGUUAAAGUUAUAGCUAUAAUUAUUGAUUAUAAAUUAUAAAUAAAUAAAUUUUGUACUAUAUUACUCGGUGGUAUUUAGAGUAAAGUUGUUUGACGUUGAUCUAAGUUUAUUUGUCGUUUGGGUAUUCAUUGAACAGUAUUCUAAAAACUGUGAUUUAUAUUUAUAAAAUAUUUAUAUUGAAGUUAAAAGUUUAAAAAAUAUAUUAGUUAAUUUAUUUAUUAAUUAAAUGAGUAAUUAAGUUAAUAAUGCGGAUUGAAAAUUCAAUCGAAAUUAUAAUGCUGAUGUUAUUGAUUCAAUCUCAUAUCAAAUAACCAAGGGGUAAUAUAGUACUGUUUAAUUAAAUAAUCAAUCUUUGAUUAUGUGCUUGUCUUGUAUUUAUCGAUGAGAUAUUUAUUUUUUAAUCGACGUAAUAUUUUUUUAUGUAAUUUGCUCUGGAAUUGUUCAUUAAAAAAAUUUUGUAUUUUUACCGGCUGACUAAAUUAGAUUUUACUCCUUAAUUUGUUUCAUUUAAAAAUUUUUUAGAGUUUAAUUGGAUUAAUUAAUAAAUUGUUUGAUAUUUUUUAUUGAGAACUAGUCAAUUAAUAGAUAAAUAUAGUCUUAACGUAAAUACAAGAUGUGAAAUAAUCGAAAAAUUGAUUAAGUUGAAGAAUAAAAUUAAAAAAGUGUGUACGAUUUAUUAACUGAUUAUUAAAAAAGUAAUUAUCUAAUAAACGGCUGUAUAAAUUGUAACCGCUAGCAUAUCCGUUCGAUAGACAAAAAAAAAGUAUAAAUAAAAGCAUUAAAUAAUAUUAAAUAUGUAUUUUAACAAUUCGAAUCUUGGAUUCGAUGAGUACACACGUGUUCAUAAGUUUGUUUAAAUUUACGCGUUAGAUAAAUUUGUUUUUAGAAGCUUUAAUUAAACACGUACAAUUAUAAACGAGGACUAGCAAAAUUUAUUGAGAUUAAAAAACGGCUGAUCGUUUUUAAUAAACACAAUGAAACAAUGAAAUAUACAAUGAAGUAAACGUUGCAUAUGUACUUAAAUUUUAUUGGUUUUUAUUUAACCAUUAACGUCUAGAUAACUUGAUUAAAAAGUAAUAGACGAAUGUCAUCCGACCACAUAUGUAUAAAAUAAAACUAAUAAUAAUUAUCAUUUAUAAAUUAUUAUACAAUAACAAUAAUUAUGAUAAUAAUAUUUAUUAAGUCCGAGGCACAUUUUUCUUAGAAGCGUAAAUUUGCAUACCCACAAUUAGGUAAAAAACGAGCAAUAAUCGCAUAAAUAGUACCCUUUUAUUUAUCUUUUUUCUUAUAAACGAUUUAUGAAUAAAGAUUAAUCAAUAAUGAUAAAUAAAUUAGAUAGAGCCUUUGGAUCAGUCCAUCAAGCAAGUUAUUACUUAAACAAACUAAUUAAAUUGUCAAAUAUAAGUUCACUGCCAUUCAAAUGACUUGCGCUUAAUAAAUGAUUUAAAAAGUGAAGUUUUUAAAUAAAAAAAAAACACUAAAGCGCCAAAUAUUCCAGGUGAAUGUAAUGUGUACAGUAUGUUAAUGUACUAAGUUAUGUAUUAAUUAAUUAAUGGUAUGACAUAACAUAAUAUUAAUGGUAAUGUAAUGAUAAUGAGUGUUAUGUAACUCAUUUUAGCAACUAAACCGUAAUAUUAAUAAUAAUAAUAAUUAUAUUAAUGAUAAAAUAUAUAGAAUUAAUUACAGAGCUAUUAUGAAUGAAAAUGAUGCACGCUUUAAGGUAAUACUGCAAUUAAAUGUGGUCAAUGGUAAUACAUUCAUAAAUAAUAAAUAAAUUUUAUAAUAAGCAAUUAUUAAUCGUGUAAUUUCACUCGACACUGUGAAUCAUUAUUUUUAAUUAAAUAAUAUAAGCAGUGUGAUUGAUUUAUUGAUUAGUAUUAUUUAUCUUUGAUCGAUUAAAUUAAAUUGAAACGAAUAUUAUUAAAUAAAUAAAUAAAUAUAAUAUUAAUACCUUAACAGUCCUCACUUAUCCUUGUAAAUAAAUGGUUGACUCUAUUUAGCGUAGCGUAAAUUUGAAUAGUUUAAAUAAAUAAUUUAUUAAUGAGUUUACGGAAGAACUUGAUCUUAACGCAUUUUCAAUCCAUAUGAAGCUCUGUGAUUAUAAUUAAUUAAAGAAAGAUAAAUAACAAUUAUAAUUAUAAUUAUAUUAACAAAAAAAAAUACGCUGAUAGAUGCUAUGUAACUAGAAUAAAUUGUGUACAGUGCAAAGUGGUGAAAUUAACGAUAAUAAUCGAAAUCAUUCUGGAGUAAUUAAUAGUUGAUCGAUUAAUAAGAUCGUUAUGAUUAUGAUUAAUAAUAUUAUUAUGACUAUUGAUUAUUUAUUAAUAUUGAUAUUGAUAAAUUGAAAUGUUUUUUUUGGAGGAAGUUCUUUGAGGACCAACUUCCAUGGAAAUUUUUAAACACGUAAAUAUUAUAUGUAACGAAUAAAUAUUAAAUGCGUAAGACAUUAAUAAGAAUAAAUAAUAAAAAAAAAUAAAUAAACUUUCUAUAUUAACCGUACCAGUAGUAUCUGUUAAGAGAUUCAAAAGAAUAAUAACAAAUUAGUGACUAUGCUAAUUUCCUUAUAAAAAAAAUCUCCAAUCCUUCAACUUUAUACUAUCGUCAAUUUUGUUAUUCAAUGAAUAAAGAUACAUUAAAGACUAA
Cotesia glomerata is the source of this 7220-nucleotide messenger RNA. It is a transcript of the gene Glut1, whose product is annotated as glucose transporter type 1. Gene Ontology annotation, cellular component: membrane. The transcript has 16 exons. NCBI's taxonomy places the organism in Eukaryota, Metazoa, Arthropoda, Insecta, Hymenoptera, Braconidae. Gene Ontology annotation, biological process: monosaccharide transmembrane transport. The record is from RefSeq and is a predicted model, not a curated record. Gene Ontology annotation, molecular function: hexose transmembrane transporter activity. Bases 1077 to 3782 code for a protein of 901 amino acids.